UAUAUAUAUAUAUAUAUAUAUAUAUAUAUAUCUUUCGGUCUGACUGAUCAUCUUGUGCGUUAGUGUAUUUUAAGAAGAAAAAAAAAAGAGUAAAUAUGGGGCAGUUCGUGAAAAAGGGUUGGGUAGUGGCGUGUAUGAUGGUUUUACUGAUGUCGACUCAAGUUUUAGGAAGAUUAUAUGAUACCGAUAGUCACGGCAGUGGCAAAAACCGGCAUCAUAAACAUGGAGGAGGUAGUCAUGGUGCUGGUGCUGGUGCCGGUGGAGGUUCUAAGGUUGGUAUAGGAGCCGGAGGUGGUGCUAGCGGUGGCAUUGGAGUCGGAGGAGGAGCUGGUGGUAGCGUAGGAGCCGGAGGAGGAGCUGGUGGUGGUUUAGGAGGUGGGAUCGGCGGAGGUACCGGUGGUAGUGUUGGUGUUGGUGGAAGAGGUCGUGGUGGUGGACGUGGUUCAGCUCGCGGAGAACGUCGUGGAGGUGUUGGUGGAGCUGUAGGAGCUGGAGGCAAAGUAGGCGGAGGAAGUGGUGUUGGUGGGGCAGUCGGAGGUGGUUCCGGUGAUGCUGUUGGAGGUGGUGCUAGAGGUGGUGUUGGUGGCUCUGUUGGAGGUGGAAUUGGUGCUGGUGGCGUAGUGGGAGGUUGUGCUAGUGGCUCUGUUGGAGUUGGUAUCGGUGCUGGUACUGGUGGCGGUGUUGGAGGUCGUGCCGGAGGCGCUGUUGGAGGUGGAGCUGGCGUUGGUGGUGCAAUUAGAGGUGGUGUCGGUGGUGCAGUUGGAGGUGGCGCUUCUGGAGGUGCAAGUGGCGCUGUUGGAGGUGGUGUCGGAGGCGCUGUUGGAGGUGGAGCUGGUACUGGUGUAGUUGGAAGUGGUGCCGGUGGUGCUAGAGGUAGUGUUGGAGGUGGUGCCGGAGGAGCUAUUAGAGGUGGAGCUGGUGCUGGUGUAGUUGGAGGUAGUGUCGGUGGUGCAGUUGGAGGUGGUGCCGGUGGUGCAGUUGGAGGAGGUGCUAGAGGUAGUGUUGGUGGCCCUGUUGGAGGUGGUGCCGGAGUCGCUGUUGGAGGUGGAGCUGGUGGUUCUGGUGGUGCAGUUGGAGGUGGUGCUAGAGGUAAUGUUGGUGGCGCUGUUGGAGGUGGAGCUGGUGCUGGAAGCACUGUUGGAAGCGGUGUUGGUGGUGCUGUUGGAGGCGGUGCGGGAGGUGCUGUUGGAGGUGGUGCUAGAGGUAGUGCUGGUGGCGCUGUUGGAGGUGGUGUCGGAGGUGGAGCUGUUGGCGCUGCUGGAGGUAGUGCUGGUGGUGUUGGUGGAGCUGGUGUCGGAGGAGUUGGUGGCGCUGUUGGAGGGGGUGCCGGAGGCGCUGUUGGAGGCGGUGUCGGUGGUGGUGUUGGAGGCGGUCCCGGUGGUGCAGUUAGAGGUGGUGCUAGAGGUAGUGUUGGUGGCUCUGUUGGAGGUGGAAUCGGUGCGGGUGGCGUAGUGGGAGGUGGUAACGGUGUUGGUACUGGUGGCACUGUUGGAGGCCGUGCCGGAGGCGCUGUUGGAGGUGGAGCUGGUGUUGGUGGUGCAGUUGGAGGUGGCACUGCUGGAGGUGCCAGUGGCGCUGUUGGAGGUGGAGUCGGAGGCGCCGUUGGAGGUGGAGCUGGUACUGGUGUAGUUGGAGGUGGUGCCGGUGGUGCAGUUGGAGGUGGUGUCGGUGGUGCAGUUGGAGGAGGUGCUAGAGGUAGUGUUGGUGGCGCUAUUGGAGGUGGUGUCGGAGGCGCCGUUGGAGGUGGUGCCGGAGGCGCUGUUGGAAGUGGAGUUGGUGAUUCUGGUGGUGCAGUUGGAGGUGGUGCUAGAGGUAAUGUUGGUGACGCUGUUGGAGGUGGAGUUGGUGCUGGAGGCACUGUUGGAAGCGGUGUCGGUGGUGCUGUUGGAGGCGGUGCAGGAGGUGCUGUCGCAGGUGGUGCUAGAGGUAGUGCUGUUGGAGGUGGUGUCGGAGGUGGAGCUGGUGGCGCUGUUGGAGGGGGUGCCGGAGGUGGUGUUGGAGGCGGUGCCGGUGGCGCAGUUGGAGGUGGUGGCGGUGGCGCUGUUGGAGGUGCUAUAGGUGGUGGAGUUGGUUUAGGCGGUGGUGUUGGAGGAGGACUUGGUGGUGGUUUAGGCGGUGGUAUUGGAGGGGGUGGAGGAGGAGGAGGAGGAUUUGGCGGUGGAAGUGGUUCCGGAGGUGGUGCUGGAGGUGGUGCCGGAGGAGGACUUGGUGGUGAUGUUGGAGGAGGUGGAGGUCUCGGUGGUGGUGUUGGUGGCGGAGCAAAUGUUGGUGUACGAGUUGGAGCUGGUGGUGGCGUUGGAAACAGACGACACUAAAUCAGAAACAGCAUGUGACCGUUAACAAUUUAGCACUGCAUGCACGUUGCCUCUUUAGUAGUUUGCAUGUAUGCUCUCGUUGUUAUCACUUUUAUCGUAUUCUCCUUGUACCAGUGUAUAAUAUUAAUAAUGAAUAAAACUCUUUACAAAAGACUAAAGAUUAUAUA
Molecule: messenger RNA, 2482 nt
Organism: Camelina sativa (false flax)
Lineage: Eukaryota; Viridiplantae; Streptophyta; Magnoliopsida; Brassicales; Brassicaceae
Source: RefSeq, a predicted model, not a curated record